AUGGGAACCGGACAACAAUUUAGUCAGCACUUGGUGAAGUGUAUAGAGGCCAACUUGAAGACGGCUAGGUGCUUCACGGUUACUGUGUACGACAGGGAUAACUCCGAGUUCACCGUCGCAGAGACAACUCCGACUGAUUCUUUCUCACUGGGUAGCUACAGAGUCUCGCUUGCAUCUCACACAUGUGACGGCGGAUACUUCCAGGCACUUCAUUUCCUGUGUCUCCAUGCACUGGCAUGCUGUGCCUACUCACGGCUUACAUGGGAGCCUUACGUCCACCAGGUGUAUCGUCUUAGUUCGGUCUUCAGUGUGUAUCAGAUGGGUUUCACACCUCCCAUUCCGGAGGGUUUCUGGCCACCAUAUGACGGGCCGACUGUCAUCCCUGACCCCAAUAAGAGGCGUGCGAGAGAGGGUCGGACCAAUAUGGACGAGGCAGAUCCGAAUCGGCCAAAGAGAUGUGGGCUUUGUCGGCAGCCCGGCCACACACGUUGGAGUUGUCCACAGCUCGGAGGAGCAGAGCACACACGGGGACAUAAUUAG
Arachis ipaensis is the source of this 540-nucleotide messenger RNA. RefSeq lists its product as uncharacterized. NCBI's taxonomy places the organism in Eukaryota, Viridiplantae, Streptophyta, Magnoliopsida, Fabales, Fabaceae. The record is from RefSeq and is a predicted model, not a curated record.